This is a messenger RNA of Psammomys obesus (fat sand rat), 2444 nucleotides long. RefSeq names its product AGBL carboxypeptidase 3 (gene Agbl3). The transcript has 15 exons. Gene Ontology annotation, biological process: proteolysis. Lineage: Eukaryota; Metazoa; Chordata; Mammalia; Rodentia; Muridae. The record is from RefSeq and is a predicted model, not a curated record. Gene Ontology annotation, molecular function: zinc ion binding; metallocarboxypeptidase activity. The coding region runs from base 231 to 2426 and encodes 731 amino acids.
AAUAGUUUCUUAAACUCUUUGAAAUUGAAGUUAAUUUUCUGUAUCCUUAUUAAUUUAGGUUUUAGAGAUCUGGCACUGUUAAUUAAAUACAUUUGGAUGUGUUUUCGAGUAUUCAUUUAAUACAGAACAUUCACACCUUCGCUUAAAAGAAAAGUUGUCAAAUAAUUUUCCUAGAAAUUUUAUAUCCUACCCACAUAAUAAAAUAAAUUGCAAGACAGACACUGAAAGAGAUGUCAGAAGAUUCGGAAGAUUCAGACAGAAGUAUCAGUGAUGACGAUGACUCAGAUGAUGAACCAUUCUUGAAAUUUGUAAGUGAUGACAUUCAUCCGUGUACACUACUAGCAGCUGAUUCUAUUGUUGACCCAUUCUUCCCUCGGACCACACAAAUUUUAUUGGAGUAUCAGUUAGGGCGAUGGGUACCUCGCCUCCGUGAACCACGAGAUUUAUAUGGUGUCUCUUCUUCUGGUCCACUGAGCCCAACACGGUGGCCAUACCACUGUGAGGUCAUUGAUAAAGAAGUCCAACAUAUUGAGUGGACUCCUUUUUUUCCUGAGCCAGUAUAUGUCCCAACAGGCCUGGAAAUAGAACCUGUUUACCCAAACUCCAAGGAAGAUACUGUGGUUUACCUAGCUGAAGAUGCUUACAAAGAGCCCUGCUUUGUGUAUUCCCGAGUUGGGGGUAACCGAACAUCACUGAAACAACCUGUGAAUACCUGUGACAACACUUUGGUCUUUGAAGCAAGGUUUGAAAGUGGUAAUCUACAGAAGGUAGUCAAAGUGGCAGAAUAUGAAUACCAGUUGACUGUGCGCCCAGACCUCUUCACAAAUAAGCAUACUCAGUGGUUCUAUUUCCAGGUCACUAAUACCCAACCAGAGAUAGUCUACAGAUUCACUAUUGUCAACUUCACCAAGCCUGCUAGUCUUUAUAAUCGGGGUAUGAGGCCACUGUUCUAUUCUGAGAAAGAGGCCAAGACCCAUAGCAUUGGCUGGCAAAGAAUAGGAGACCAAAUCAAGUAUUACAAAAACAACCUUGGGCAAGAUGGGCGCAGUUUUUUUUCUCUUACAUGGACAUUUCAAUUUCCACACAGCAAGGAUACUUGCUACUUUGCUCACUGUUAUCCAUACACUUAUACCAACCUUCAAGAAUACCUUUCUGGCAUCAACAGUGAUCCAGUAAGAUCAAAAUUUUGUAAAAUACGUGUCUUGUGCCACACACUUGCUAGGAAUAUGGUCUAUGUCUUGACAAUAACUACUCCCUUGAAGAACAGUGACUCAAGAAAGCGCAAGGCUGUGAUUUUGACGGCAAGGGUCCAUCCAGGAGAGACCAACAGCUCCUGGAUCAUGAAAGGCUUCCUAGAUUAUAUUUUAGGAGACUCGAGUGAUGCCCAGCUGCUUCGGGACACUUUCAUCUUCAAGGUGGUACCAAUGCUGAAUCCGGAUGGUGUGAUUGUGGGGAAUUACCGAUGUUCCUUAGCUGGACGGGAUUUAAACCGCAAUUACACAUCUCUCCUGAAGGAAUCUUUCCCUUCUGUUUGGUAUACGAGGAACAUGAUCCAUAGAUUAAUGGAGAAACGAGAGGUUAUUUUAUAUUGUGAUCUUCAUGGCCAUAGUAGGAAACAGAACAUCUUCAUGUAUGGCUGUGAUGGUAGCCACAGAUCUAAAGCAAAAGGAUUAUAUUUACAGCAACGAAUCUUUCCGCUCAUGCUUAGCAAAAAUUGCCCAAAUCAAUUUUCCUUCUCAGCUUGCAAGUUUAACGUUCAGAAGAGCAAAGAGGGGACAGGAAGGGUUGUGAUGUGGAAGAUGGGCAUCAGGAACAGCUUCACACUGGAAGCUACCUUCUGUGGAUCUACUCUGGGCAAUAAACGAGGCACUCAUUUCAGCACAAGAGACUUAGAGUCAAUGGGAUAUCAUUUUUGUGAUUCUCUAUUGGACUACUGUGAUCCUGACCAGAGCAAGUAUUAUCAGUGCCUUAAAGAAUUAGAAGAAAUGGAAAAACAUAUAAACUUGGAAAGAUCCUUUGAUGAUUCAGAUACUUCUCUAGUGGAAAUUUCAAUGGAUGUAGAGUCUAGUAGUCAAGGCUCUGACAGUUCAGACUCCAAUGACACUCAGACUUAUCUUCUCAAGUUGUCUUCUCAGGUGAAAAAUAAGAAAAAGUAUCUGAAAACAAAGAGGAAAAGAAAUGCUACCCUAGCAAUCCGCCAGAAUAACAGAAGAGAGCUCAGUAAGACAGAAAUACUACUACAGAAUACAGCAGCCAAAAAAAUAGAUGACACCUCUCCCCCAGCUACCAGAAAUGCCUUCCCAGGAGGAGCAAGGGACUGGCUCCAACUACCUGUUUCUGGGGCUAAGUUCAAGGUUUAUGGUAAAGAACAUUUACUCCAAAAACACGAAGAAUCAAAUUCUAAAGUGAAAGUUCCUGGCGUGUGAUUCAGAGUCUUAACAAAG